AUGUGGUCCUACGCUGCAUUUCUACCCCUCAUCUAUAUUCUUUUCCUCGCUAUUUACCGCCUCACUCUACACCCUCUCCGCAAACAUCCCGGACCCAUCCUCUCCAAGUUAACCGACUGGGUCAAUGUAUAUCAUAGCUGGAAAGGCGACCGUUAUCUCGUGCUCACUCGACUUCACAAGCAAUACGGACCCGUAGUGCGGUUUGGUCCCAAUCGCAUUUCGUUCUGUACUGCCAGUUCUCUUCAAGACAUCUAUGGCUUCCGCGCAAACACUCGCAAGGCGGACUGGUAUAGGAUAUGGGAGAUGUUGUUCGGCGCUGCCAGUACAGCAACAAUCAUUGACCGGCAAAGUCACGCCAAGCGCAAACGAAUUCUGCAAUCUAGUUUUACAGAACCUGCGCUUAAGGAUGUGGAGCAUGUACUGCUGAAGAACACCGCCGAGUUCUGUCGAAAUCUUUUGGACGACACCGAUGCGAGUAGUCCCCGAGCGAAUGGUUGGGGUCCCGCAAGAAAUCUCAGCCUGAUUGUUGGAUACAUGACCUUCGACACUAUGGGCGAGAUGGUCUUCAGUAAGAGCUUCGGGAUGCAGCAUUCUCCAAAAUUCCGGGGUUUUUUGGGACUCAGUAUGGACGCCUUGCGGGGCUUGAACGCGACAGCUUUCAUGCCCCUUCUGCUGAAGCUCAAGCUUCACAUUCUCCUCUUCUCAGAGCUGAACGACGGCAUGCAAAGAUACAAAAAGUACUGCGCGGAGCAGUCCGACGACCGUAUCAAACGCUCCGCGCAAAUCGAGAAUAAGGAUAUCUGGACCCGUGUUAUCGCCGGCAAGGAUUCUAUCACCGGGCAUUCGUUUACGGCCGAGGAUCUGCAAUCCGAAGCUGCAAUCUUGGUGUCGGUGGCGUCUCAUCCCAUGCGUAUCACCGUCAGCGCUCUUACGCACUACUUGCUCAAUAAUCCGGAGUGUAUGGAGAAACUAGUACAAGAGCUCCGAUCCAGGUUCGAAAAGCUUGACGAUAUCCGCAUGGGAGAAGCAUUGAAGUCUUGCACGUACUUGCGGGCCUGUAUCACCGAGACCUUGCGUCUCUCUCCUAGCAUCCCUGGGAUACCUCUGCGAACGGCGAGGAAAGGAGGUGUUGUAGUUGACGACGAGGUUUUCCCAGAAGGCACCGAUGUUGGUGUUGCCACAUACGCACUCCAACACUCGGAAGAUUACUUUCCUGAUCCAUAUGCGUUUAUUCCGGAGAGGUGGAUUCCUGUGGCAUCAAGCGAGCGGCCCUCCAAAUACCAAGCAGAAGAGGCGCAGAAGAAGGCAAAGCAGGCAUUCUGUGCGUUCAGCCUGGGUCCGGAUGGCUGCUUGGGCAAGACGAUGGUGUACCACCAGGCCAGUGUCAUCGCCGCACGCAUGCUGUGGAUGUUCGAGAUCAGGCGAGCCGAAGGUGAUGAUGGGGAGAGCAAACGCAUAGGCGCAGCAAAGGAAUGGGCUUUUGCAGGAGAGUAUCCACUCAACGACAAAUUCGCCGCGGAGGGAGACGGACCAUGGAUUCAGGCACGGCAACGCGUUGUGUGCGAAUAA
Trematosphaeria pertusa is the source of this 1569-nucleotide messenger RNA. RefSeq names its product cytochrome P450 CYP548A5. The record is from RefSeq and is a predicted model, not a curated record. Gene Ontology annotation, molecular function: heme binding; iron ion binding; monooxygenase activity. The transcript is spliced from 2 exons. NCBI's taxonomy places the organism in Eukaryota, Fungi, Ascomycota, Dothideomycetes, Pleosporales, Trematosphaeriaceae. The coding region runs from base 1 to 1569 and encodes 522 amino acids.